AUGGGGAACAGAGGGAUGGAGGAUCUGAUUCCUCUGGUAAACCGCAUGCAGGAUGCCUUCUCUGCCAUCGGCCAGAACGCGAACCUGGAUCUGCCGCAGAUCGCGGUUGUCGGCGGCCAGAGCGCCGGGAAGAGCUCGGUUCUGGAGAACUUCGUCGGGAAGGACUUUCUUCCUCGUGGUUCUGGCAUCGUGACCCGUCGUCCCUUGGUUCUGCAGCUGAUGAAUUCACCAACAGAAUAUGCAGAGUUCCUCCACUGCAAGGGCAAAAAAUUCACGGAUUUUGAUGAGGUUCGACAGGAGAUUGAGGCAGAGACUGACCGCAUCACAGGGGCCAAUAAGGGCAUCUCCCCUGUUCCCAUCAACCUGCGUGUCUACUCUCCUCAUGUACUGAACCUGACGCUGGUGGACCUGCCGGGAAUGACCAAGGUGCCGGUGGGAGACCAGCCUGCAGACAUCGAGGCUCAGAUCAGAGAAAUGUUAAUGCAGUUUGUGACCAAGGAGAACUGCCUCAUGCUCGCUGUAUCCCCAGCCAACUCUGAUCUGGCCAACUCUGACGCUUUAAAAAUUGCCAAAGAGGUCGACCCUCAGGGUAUGAGGACCAUAGGGGUGAUCACUAAGCUAGACCUGAUGGAUGAGGGGACAGAUGCUAAAGACAUCCUGGAGAACAAGCUGCUUCCCCUGCGAAGAGGUUACAUCGGUGUGGUUAACAGAAGCCAGAAAGACAUUGAUGGAAAGAAGGACAUUAAUGCUGCUAUGGCUGCUGAGAGGAAGUUCUUCCUCUCCCAUCCUGCUUACAGACACCUGGCCGAGCGCAUGGGCACGCCCUACCUCCAGAAAGUACUGAAUCAGCAACUGACCAACCACAUCAGAGAUACCCUGCCGGGCCUCAGGGCAAAGCUGCAGAGUCAGCUGCUCUCCAUAGAGAAGGAGGUCGAGGAGUACAAGAACUUCAGACCUGAUGACCCCUCCCGCAAAACAAAGGCUCUCCUCCAGAUGGUGCAACAGUUUUCAGUAGACUUUGAGAAAUGCAUAGAGGGCUCAGGAGAUCAGAUCGACACGGCUGAGCUGUCAGGUGGAGCCAGGAUCAAUCGCAUCUUUCAUGAACGCUUUCCCUUCGAAUUGGUCAAGAUGGAGUUUGAUGAGAAAGAACUCCGCAAGGAAAUCAGCUAUGCAAUCAAGAACAUUCAUGGAAUCAGAACUGGCCUCUUCACCCCGGACAUGGCCUUUGAGACCAUUGUGAAAAGGCAGAUUGGGAAGAUUAAAGAGCCUUCCACCAAAUGUGUGGACAUGGUCAUUUCUGAGCUAGUCAAUACAGUUAGGCAGUGUACCAAGAAGCUGGCUCAGUAUCCCAUGCUGAGAGAAGAGAUGGAGAGAAUUGUCACUCAGCACAUCAGAGACAGAGAAAACCGCACCAAGGAUCAGGUGCUGUUGCUGAUUGAUAUUGAAUUGUCCUACAUGAACACCAACCAUGAAGACUUCAUUGGAUUUGCAAAUGCUCAGCAGAGGAUCAACCAAAUGAACAAGAAGAAGACAGCUGGAAAUCAGGAUGAAAUUAUGCCGGAGAGAGGAGUUAGCGAUCGGUUCAAGGUGAUCAGGAAGGGCUGGCUGACAAUCAACAACAUCGGCAUCAUGAAGGGAGGAGCCAAAGAGUACUGGUUCGUCCUCACGGCCGAGUCCCUGUCCUGGUACAAGGAUGAUGAGGAGAAGGAGAAGAAGUACAUGCUUCCAGUGGAUAACCUGAAGCUGCGAGAUGUGGAAAAGGGUUUCAUGUCCAGCAAGCACAUUUUUGCUCUCUUCAACACUGAACAGAGAAAUGUGUAUAAGGACUACCGUCAACUGGAGCUGGCCUGUGAGAGCCAGGAAGAUGUUGAUGCAUGGAAGGCCUCCUUCCUCAGAGCUGGAGUUUAUCCUGAGCGAGUAACCGAGAAGGAAGGAAAGAGUGAUGGAGGUGAUGAAAAUGGCUCGGACAACUUCAUGCACAGCAUGGACCCUCAGUUAGAGCGGCAGGUGGAGACAAUUCGCAACCUGGUGGACUCGUACAUGGCAAUCGUCAACAAAACCGUGCGCGACCUGAUCCCAAAGACAGUGAUGCAUCUCAUGAUUAACAAUACAAAAGACUUCAUAAAUGCUGAGCUCCUGGCUCAGCUUUACUCAUGCGGUGACCAGAACACUCUGAUGGAGGAGUCUCAGGAGCAGGCGCAGCGGCGUGAUGAGAUGCUGAAGAUGUAUCACGCCCUGCGGGAGGCGCUGAGCAUCAUUGGCGAUAUCAGUACGACCACUGUGAGCACCUCUAUGCCACCUCCUGUGGAUGACUCUUGGCUGGCCGUCCAACGGAGCGGUUCUGGAGGAAGAUCCCCAGCAACCAGUCCAACUCCUAACCGCAGGGCUCCACCAGGUCCUCCAGCUCGCCCAGGCUCCCGUGGACCCCCGCCUGGGCCUCCUCCUGCUGGGGGACCCCCUUUACCAUCUCGCCCCGGGGCAUCCCCAGAUCCUCACAGCGGCCCACCGCCCAGUGUGCCCUCUCGACCUAACCGUGCGCCCCCCAGUGUGCCAAGGGGAAUGUGAAGAUGCCUGGAUGAAGGGAAAAAGGAGUCGGAGACCCCCGCCUUCUCCAACACACUAGACCUCAGAGUUCCUUCCUCCCUCCUUCAUCUGUCGUUUCCCACCCUCUGGAUGAGAGUUGCUACGGACAACAGCGCCACCUUUCUGUCGUCUCCUGACCCUCCCGCCUCUCCACUACACCCCCUCUUACCCUGUAACUCUGUUUCCACACAGAGAAGUGAAAUACUUGAAAGCAUGACUUACAUGCAAGUUUGUUCCUCAUAAUUUAACUGUAGACACCAUGAGGUGAACCAUAUUAGACAAUUGAGUCAAUGUAUUGUAUAUCCAAGGGAAUUCAAAGCAUAAUGUUUCCAUCUUCUUAUAUCUAGAGGGGCAAACAUUUGCAAAGUUAGCAUGAAGCUAAGCCUGAUCAUUUUUCCUGAAUUAGCAUUGGUUUACUCAUGUUUUUAAAAGAAAUGCUUCACCUGAAAAAUGUUUUGAACAGGGUAACGUACAGAAAUAAAACAGCAGCAGAAACCUUUUUCACGAUCUAGAAGUACUGGGUAACUUGUUCAACAUAGAUAUAUUAGUGAGCAUGUAGAUGUUCUGAUCUUGUUAAAUCUUCACUUAAUCUCAAGAGAACAAAUUAUUAUCUUUGCAAAAUUCACAACUCGGUGUUUAAAGUAUUUCUUUAGGAAAAGGGGUGCAAAAUUAAUUCAGGCUACAUUGUUUUUGGUUUAAUUCUAUUUUAAGCUUUUACUUUGUACUCAUGCUAGGCAUUACAGCAAGCGAGGAAACAAUCUCAGAGUGUUUUCUAUAUUCUCUUUCACCUUUCCUCCUGGAUUUCUCUCUUUUAAUGUUAAGGGAAGUUUUCUUUGACCUCCAUUUUGCCAAAUAAGCUCUGGUUUCACACUUUAUGACCCAUGAACAGUUGAUGAAACAAGUCUCAUAAAAAGCAUCCAGCCACUGUUCAGCUUUUAAAUUAAGCAUUGGUAGUCUCCAUUAUUCCUUUCUCUUUUUUAAAGCUAAUCCGUCCUUUUCCACCAUCCAAAACUGGAAAAAGGACAGCACCACCUAUUCAACACUUUUCACUCAGAUCAAGAAGAGGAUGACCUCUGGAUUCUUCAGUCUCAAAAAACUGAAUGGAAAAAAGCUUCUUCGUCUUUCCCUUCUAUCGUUUUUUUCUCUCCUCCACUGCUGUAAAACAGAAGCAGAAACAUCUAAUGGACCCUCUGAUUACUUAUUUAGCCAGUUGCAACCUUCAGUCUAAGUGUUGUUCCCAUCAAACAUCAUUACUGCAUCCUCUUAAACUGCUGUGCUUUCAAACAACCUAUGCAAAAAAAAAAAAAAAAAA
Molecule: messenger RNA, 3895 nt
Organism: Cyprinodon tularosa
Lineage: Eukaryota; Metazoa; Chordata; Actinopteri; Cyprinodontiformes; Cyprinodontidae
Gene: dnm1a
Product: dynamin 1a
Exons: 24
Coding region: 1-2565 (854 amino acids)
Cellular component (GO): cytoplasm; microtubule; membrane
Molecular function (GO): GTP binding; microtubule binding; GTPase activity
Source: RefSeq, a predicted model, not a curated record